AUGGCUUCCCGAGGAUGUCCGUUUUAUCUCUUAAUGCGGCUUAUUCUGAAUAUGAUGGUAUCAGUGACUAGCUCGGGAAUACAAUCAAUUGCUCGAGUUCGAUUCGAUCCUCCAUACAUUCAUGAUCUCGUGGCUGGUACCAAUAAAACCGUCAAAUUAGCUAUUGAUAUGGAUACGAAUCGUCAGGAAUUUGUGAAAUUACCACCCAAAAAACCAUUUGCAAUUAUUCUGAAAUCAGUUGAUGAAGACAUUGCUACAACAGUGAAAGAACGAGAACAAUUCAAAUUGGGUGAAUAUUCAUCGAAGAGAAACGAUUCCGAAACCUACGAAGUAAAUGUCACACUUACCGGACAUUUCCUGGGUAAAACAGCCGUAAAAGUACGUUUAUUAAGUAUGGAUGAAACUAUGAAUAAUGAUCGAUUUUUGUAUGAAAUAGACAAAAACGAAAAUAUUUUUGAUCAAGGUAAUACGUUGGAUGUUUGGGUUAUUCAGAACAAUGAACGGCUUGAAAAUCGAGUAUUUCUAAUAGCACUGGCUAUUCUGAUCAUCAUCGCUAAUAUGUUGAUGGGAUGUGAGCUUGAUGGACGUGUUAUGUUGGAAGUGAUUAAAGAACCCGUAGCACCGAUGAUCGGUUUUUGCACACAGUUUAUUGCAAUGCCUUUGCUCGCUUGGGGUAUCGCAAAUGCUGUGUUCACUGCCAACGGUUUGCAUUCUUUCGCACUUGGUUUAUUUGUUACUGGUUGUGUACCUGGUGGCGGUGCCAGCAAUUAUUGGACUGUUUUGUUGCAUGGAAACUUACCAGUGUCUCUAACAAUGACGUUUUGUAGCACUGUAGCAGCUUUAGUGAUGAUACCAUUAUGGAUGUGGCUUUUGGGUUUUCAUUUUCUGGCCAGUUUCCAUCCUGAAGUAAUUAUCAAGAUUCCAUACAUCAAAAUCGUCACUUCUUUGGUUAUAUUGAUAGUACCGCUGAUUUUCGGUGUUACAAUUUCACAUUUCAAGCCAACUUUACGAUCUCGGGCUCGAAAGGUUAUGCGUCCAUUUAUUGUAUUCGUCCUCGUUUUUUUAAUUGGUUUUGGAACAGUAGCCAACAUAUAUAUGAUUCGUUUGCUGACGUGGACAGCUGUUAUUGGAAGUUUAUUGCUUCCUUGGUGUGGCUUUGCGAUUGGCUGCUUCACAGCAGUUAUUCUUCGGCAAUCUCCACCCAAUGUCACUUCGAUAGCAAUCGAAACUGGUAUUCAGAAUACAGGUUUAGCUAUCAUGCUGUUAAAGUUGUCAUUUCCUGAUCCGGAUGCCGACAUUAGUGCACUGAUUCCCGUUAUUUGCGCAAGUAUGACACCAGUACCGCUUCUGUUCAUUGCAGCGAUACACUGGUUAUUGAAAAAGAUAGAAAAGAGAGAAAAUGAAAAAAGCAAUGAUUUCCAAGAGGCAACAGUCAAAAUUGAUUCAGUGACUGGCAAUUCCAAGAAUGGUAUUACUGCUCCUAUCAGUAUACAAUUUGCACAAUUUUCACAGGUGCGGUUUAGCGGAGUACAGACUUUGCGAUCGUAUGAAGUACGUGUAUUAGAGGUGCUUGUACGUAUGACGGUUGAAAGUGGUGAAGCAUUAUCGACGAAACUAAUUAGUAUUGAUGAAGUUAAAUCAACUGCUCGAAAGCAAAGAGUUGCUGCUCAUAGCCACGUGAAAGGUUUAGGGCUAGAUCCUGAAACGCAUAUGCCUAACGAUAAUGCAAGUGGCUUUAUUGGACAAUUAGAAGCACGAGAAGCAGCUGGUGUGAUUGUGGAUUUAAUUCGUACAAAGCGCAUGGCUGGACGUGCUAUUCUUCUAGCUGGACCACCAGGGACUGGAAAGACAGCUAUAGCACUAGCAAUGGCGCAAGAAUUGGGUGAUAAGAUGCCGUUUUGUCCAAUGAUUGGUUCUGAAGUUUAUUCAUCAGAGGUGAAGAAAACUGAAGUACUGAUGGAGAAUUUCCGCAGAUCGAUUGGUUUACGUGUUAGGGAGAAGAAAGAAGUAUAUGAAGGUGAAGUUACAGAACUAACACCAGUAGAAAACGAAAAUGCAACUGGUGGCUAUGGCAAAAUAAUAUCACAUGUGUUGAUCGGUUUGAAGACCGUUAAAGGAAGUAAACAGUUAAAACUUGACCCAUCAAUUUAUGACACACUUUUGAAGCAAAAAAUUGAAGUUGGAGAUGUCAUCUAUAUUGAGGCGAAUAGUGGGACUGUGAAGAGGCUUGGUCGAUGUGAUAUAUACGCUACGGAAUUUGAUUUGGAAGCUGACGAAUUUGUGCCACUGCCGAAAGGCGAUGUUCGGAAAUCGAAGGAAGUCGUCCAAGAUGUUACGUUGCACGAUCUGGAUGUUGCAAAUGCUCGUCCACAUGGUACUGCUGGUAACGUAAAGUCACUUGUAGGACAGUUGUUGAAACCAAAAAAAACUGAAAUUACAGAAAGGUUACGACAAGAAGUUAACAAUGUCGUGAACGAUUAUAUUGAACAAGGUAUUGCUGAAUUAAUGCCAGGUGUGUUAUUCAUAGAUGAAGUGCAUAUGCUGGAUAUUGAAUGCUUCACAUAUUUACAUCGAGCGCUUGAGAGCACUAUUAGUCCCAUUGUAAUUUUUGCUACUAAUCGUGGUCAGUGCAAAGUUCGAGGUACAGAAAUGAUAUCACCACACGGUAUCCCGUCGGAUUUAUUAGAUCGCAUCUUGAUAAUCGUUACAAAGCCGUAUAAAAUUGAAGAAAUAUUGUCUAUUGUAAAGAUCCGAGCCGACGCAGAAAGUGUAAAACUGGAUGAGGAUGCCUUAAUAUACUUGAGCAACUUGGGCGCGGAUACAUCUUUGAGAUAUGUUGUGCAAUUACUUACACCUGCAAAAUUACUUGCCCAAGUAAAUAGUCGUGACACUGUUACGAAAGAAGAUGUGCGACAAUGUGCUGAAUUAUUCAUUGAUGCCAAAACAUCAGCACAGUUAGUACGUUCGAAUAUCAUUGGAGAUCCUAUUCGUAUAUCAUCUAAUGCAGAGUUGGAUCCCGUUACGACUGUUCAUCCGUUGAACUCUCAAGCUGCAAGUGAUGGCGAUGCUCCAAUGGAAACAGAUGGGACAUAA
This is a messenger RNA of Acanthocheilonema viteae, 3093 nucleotides long. Lineage: Eukaryota; Metazoa; Nematoda; Chromadorea; Rhabditida; Onchocercidae. The record is from the annotation of a GenBank genome assembly.